Cherax quadricarinatus is the source of this 6965-nucleotide messenger RNA. RefSeq names its product serine/arginine repetitive matrix protein 2. Gene Ontology annotation, molecular function: cysteine-type endopeptidase activity; protein binding. Gene Ontology annotation, biological process: proteolysis. The record is from RefSeq and is a predicted model, not a curated record. NCBI's taxonomy places the organism in Eukaryota, Metazoa, Arthropoda, Malacostraca, Decapoda, Parastacidae.
UGUCCAACCUUCACCACACCAACACCACCUCUCACCACCACCCUGGACAACAGUGUUACAGUGUUACCUGUGUUACAGUGUUACCUUACCAGUGCCCAGUGACACACCACAUACAAUAUACCCUGAGAAGAAAAACACCAAUCAUCUUCGCCUCUAACCCAUCUCCCAGGAGCUGAGUUGAGGGGUGACUAAACUAAGAUGGACUUAAAUCUGAUCCACGCUAGUGAGGUGAGUGUGGAAGGUCGGGGCGUUCGUGAAGCCGGAGAAGUGAAUCCUCCGGGUUCGGAAACCGUGAGGGUGAGUGGAUGGUUAUGGAAGCCUGAGACAGGGUGGACCUGGUGUCCUUUUGAAGAGGCUGUGACAUCCGACACCAUCUGGAAUGGAUGGUCUUGGAGUCCCUCUGAAGGGUGCCGUCCUGCCAACCCCUGGGGAGGGAGAUGGUCAUGGAGUAGCAGUGAAGGAUUUUUGCCAGCUAAUGGAUGGGCUUGUAGCCCCUCUGAAGGAUCCUUUCCAGCCGACAAUUGGACCAGUGGAUGGUCCUGGAGUCCAACUGAAAGGAUUACACAUACCCACACACUUCGUGGCAUGUGGUCGUGGAGUCCAUCAAAACUAACUGUUCCAUCUUGGAGAAUAAAUCGGAGAAGAAAUCGUUCCUAUAAACGUUCGAAAGCAAGUCGUGAACGCCAGUUUCAAACACAUGAGUUACACAAUAGGCAAAACGACAGAUUUCCAGGAAGAAGUUCCUCCAGUUCAUAUCCCAAUGAAGAAGAGAAUUCUCCUUCACCUUUGAAAAUGUUUAAUCCAACUCCACAAGACGGCAGUGUGCUCACUCCAGAGCCCCAAGUGUCGGAUACCAAAGACUCUGUUUGUCUGCCCAACGUGGGUCAUUCUCCCACCACUAGUCAAGCUCCACUCUCACCGUCUUCUCACCUGUCUUCUGAGACUCCAGUCUCUUUCCUUGGGUUUUAUCAGAGUAACCAGGAGUCUAGAAGUCCAUCUCCGGUGGAUGUGUUGAGCGAGCCUUUAGGAAGCUUACUACAGGUGGAUGCAUUCAUACACACUCCACCAGGUGAGGGAUUCAACAGCCAGUAUUCAGUAGAUGAAUUUAUGCACUCACCCAAAAUGGGAUGGUCUAAUAGUUCCCUUUCACUCGAGACCAACAACGCGCUGCAGAAUGAAGUAAACACAUCUUUAAAUAAAUCAGAAAUUAGUACAUCUGAAACCAUACAAUCUCCAGAGAAGUGUUCCCCAUUAAGAGUUCUCCUACCCGGGCAAACAGAGAAAGGAGGUGUCACUGUGAAAUGUUCACCUCCAACAAACACCACUGUUCUGUCUCCACCGACAGGUACAUUCACUGGUCUGUCUGUCAGUCAUUAUGUGUCGGACUCGGGUACAGUGAAGGAAUCAUCUCCUGUGUUGUUGACUUAUAGAAAUACAGGAGAACCCACUAGUCUAAACAUGAUUAGUGAGGCAUCAACAGUACUGGAACACUGCAGGACCCCCUCACCAGUACUAAAAAGAUCCGGGGCGCCCUUAGAAGUACUGGAACACGGCAGGACCCCCUCACCAGUACUAGGAAGAUUCAGGACGCCCUCACCAGUACUAGAACACUGCAGGACCCCUUCACCAGUACUAGAAAUAUCUAAGACUCCAUCACCAUCACAAAAACACUCCAGGACUCCAUCACCAGUACUGGAAAGAUCCCGUACUCCAUCAACAGUACUGGAACGAUCAGCUACUUCAUCACCAACACUGGAAAGAUCAAGGACUUCAUCAACAUCACUGGAAAGAUCAAGGACCUCAUCAAAAACACUGGAAAACUCAAAGAUUCCAUCAUUAUCCCUGGAAGGUUUGAAGAGUCCAUCACCAGAAAAAGAAAGACGGUUCCAGUAUCCCCCAGCUGGUGAAGACUCCCUAAUAACACGAUCUUACACCAGAUCACCAGCAUAUUUAUUUCUACCAACUCUGGAAAGAUGCAGGACCCUAUCACUAUCUUCUCUAUCCUCAGAAACACUGGAAACAUCCAGGGAUCCAACACCUGUACUGGAAGACUCCAGGAGUCCAACACCAGUACUAGAAAGGUCCAGGAGUCCAACACCAGUACUAGAAAGGUCCAGGAGCCCAACACCAAUACUAGAAAGGUCCAGGAGUCCAACACCAAUACUAGAAAGGUCCAGGAGUCCAACACCAAUACUAGAAAGAUCCAGGAGUCCAACACCAAUACUAGAAAGAUCCAGGAGUCCAACACCAAUACUAGAAAGGUCCAGGAGCCCAACACCAAUACUAGAAAGGUCCAGGAGCCCAACACCAAUACUAGAAAGAUCCAGGAGUCCAACACCAAUACUAGAAAGGUCCAGGAGCCCAACACCAAUACUAGAAAGAUCCAGGAGUCCAACACCAAUACUAGAAAGGUCCAGGAGUCCAACAUCAAUACUAGAAAGGUCCAGGAGCCCAACAUCAGUAGUAGAAAUGUCCAGGACUCCAACACCAGUACUAGAAAGGUCCAGGAGUCCAACACCAAUACUAGAAAGGUCUAGGAGUCCAACACCAAUACUAGAAAGGUCCAGGAGUUCAACACCAAUACUAGAAAGGUCCAGCAGCCCAACACCAAUACUAGAAAGGUCCAGGAGUCCAACACCAAUACUAGAAAGGUCCAGGAGUCCAACACCAAUACUAGAAAGGGCCAGGAGCCCAACACCAAUACUAGAAAGGUCCAGGAGCCCAACAUCAGUACUAGAAAGGUUCAGGAGUCCAACACCAGUACUAGAAAUGGCCAGGAGUCCAACACCAAUACUAGAAAGGUCCAGGUGUCCAACACCAAUACUAGAAAGGUCCAGGAGUCCAACACCAAUACUAGAAAGGUCCAGGAGUCCAACACCAAUACUAGAAAGGCCCAGGAGUCCAACACCAAUACUAGAAAGGUCCAGGAGCCCAACACCAAUACUAGAAAGGUCCAGGAGCCCAACAUCAAUACUAGAAAAGUUCAGGAGUCCAACACCAGUACUAGAAAGGGCUAGGAGUCCAACACCAAUACUAGAAAGGUCCAGGUGUCCAACACCAAUACUAGAAAGGGCCAGGAGUCCAACACCAGUACUAGAAAGGUCCAGGAGUCCAACACCAGUACUAGAAAGGUCCAGGAGUCCAACACCAGUACAAGAAAGGUCCAGGUGUCCAACACCAGUACUAGAAAGGUCCAGGUGUCCAACACCAGUACUAGAAAGGCUCAGGAGUCCAACACCAAUACUAGAAAGGUCCAGGUGUCCAACACCAGUACUAGAAAGGUCCAGGUGUCCAACACCAGUACUAGAAAGGUCCAGGUGUCCAACAACAGUACUAGAAAGGUCCAGGAGUCCAACAACAGUAUUAGAAAGGUCCAGGAGUACAACGCCAGUACUAGAAAGGUCCAGGAGUCCAACACCAGUACUAGAAAGGUCCAGGAGUCCAACACCAGUACUAGAAAGGUCCAGGAGUACAAAACCAAUGCUAGAAAGGUCCAGGAGCCCAACACCAGUACUAGAAAGAUCCAGGAGUCCAACACCAAUACUAGAAAGGUCCAGGAGUCCAACACCAGUACUAGAAAGGUCCAGAAGUUCAACACCAAUACUAGAAAGGUCCAGGAGUCCAACACCAAUACUAGAAAGGUCCAGGAGUCCAACACCAGUACUAGAAAGGUCCAGGAGUCCAACACCAAUACUAGAAAGGUUCAGGAGCCCAACACCAAUAAUAGAAAGGUCCAGGAGUCCAGCACCAGUACUAGAAAGGUUCAGGAGUCCAAUACAGGUACUAGAAAGGUCCAGGAGUCCAACACCAAUACUAGAAAGCUCCAAGUGUCCAACACCAGUACUAGAAAGAUCCAGGAGUCCAACACCAGUACUAGAAAGGUCCAAGAGUCCACCACCAGUACUAGAAAGAUCCAAGUGUCCAACACCAGUACUAGAAAGGUCCAGGGGUACAAAACCAAUACUAGAAAGGUCCAGGAGUUUAAUAACAGUACUAGAAAGGUCCAGGGGUACAAAACCAAUACUAGAAAGGUCCAGGAGUCCAACAUCAAUACUAGAAAGGUCCAGGAGUCCAACACCAGUACUAGAAAGGUCAAGGAGUACAAAACCAAUACUAGGAAGGUCCAGGAGUCCAACAACAGUACUAGAAAGGUCCAGGAGUCCAACACCAAUACUAGAAAGGUCCAGGAGUCCAACACCAGUACUAGAAAGGUCCAGGAGCACAAAACCAAUACCAGAAAGGUCCAGGAGUCCAACACCAAUACCAGAAAGGUCCAGGAGUCCAACACCAGACUAUGUUGUCGCAUCAGCAUUAAAAGUAUCUCGGAAGCCAUUACCUUCUUCUUGGUUUUUGCCAGAAUCGGAAAUUUGCGAAAAUCCAUCACUUUCUAUUGUGUCUUCACCAUCACUGGCAAGGUCCAGGAGUCCAUCACCAGAUUAUUCUUUGUCACCAUCACCUGAAAGGUCCAGGAGUCCAUCACUUACUCUGGAUAAAUCCAAGAGUCCAUUGCCAGUUCUGGAAAGAUCCAUGAACCAGUUGCCAGUGCUGGAAAGAUCCAUGAACCAGUUGCCAGUGCUGGAAAGAUCCAAGAACCAGUUGCCAUUGCUGGAAAGAUCCAAGAACCAGUUGCCAGUGCUGGAAAGAUCCAAGAACCAGUUGCCAUUGCUGGAAAGAUCUAAAAAUCCAUCACCAGCUGUUUGUUUACCAACAUCAGAAAAAUCCAGCCAGUCUCCACCAGCUGGGAUGCCAUCACUUGAUAGAUCGUCCAGUAAAUCUGUUGAUGAUUCUUUUUCAUCGCUGGAAAGCAACAGUGAAGGAAUAAUCGACUUAUCUUUAAGUGGAAUUGUGACUCUGUCAACAAGGAAACGAACUGCGAGUUCAUUACAUAGUAUAGACGAUAAACCAGCGAAGAAAAUGUGUUCAGUGCCAUCUAAUAAUGAGGGUAAUGUCAACCUUUCAGAGUACGAGAGUUGUAGCGCAUCUUUUACAUUGAGUUUUAAAAGAAACCUCUCUCCCGACGAAGCUACUUCCAUGAGCCAAAUCCAGAAAAAAUGCAAAACUGAUGCCUCGUCAGUGGACACAGCUGCCUUGCUAGCAAGGCUCCAUGACUUCAUGUUGACACCAAGACAGAAGAGCCCUGGUCACUGCAAGCCCAUGACCACCCGAUCAGCUGCUCGUAGGCUCCUCGAGAGGUCCCCCAACCAUCAACUUCUCUACAUUGCUGACAAGCGGGUGGAGUUGUUCAGAGCAAUAGAGGAAGGGAACGUGCAACUUGUGCAGGAGCUGCUGCAGGACACAGGUCCUGCCAUCAGGAAGGAGGGCAGCUAUUGCACACUCUUGCACACUGCUGCUGCCUACAGUCAACUUGACAUACUGCUCUUCUUGUUGAGACUCAUUAACCCGAAUAUCGUCAACAAGGAAGGUCAGACACCAGCUCACCUGGCUGCCAUGAAGGGUCACACUCAGGUGUUGAGGAUAUUGAUGGCAGACGAGGAAUUGAAUCACGACAAGAAGGACAACAAUAACCGAACUUACAGAGACUUGCUUUCCGUACCGCUGUUCGAGGCCGUCCUGGGAGACAACAGAAGCCGGGCCCAGGAGCUGUUAAGGCUGGGUGCUGACCCAGACUACCCAGCUGGGUCACUAGUAGAGACAGAACUUGAGGUCACCACGGCCCGACAGCUAGCUCUUAACUUACAGAGAGAAGCCAUCGUUAAGCUCUUUGCCAAGGAGAGGCCAGCAGAGAGAAAGCUGCAGACAUCAACUGGAGUCAGCGUGUCAGAGAGCUCUAGAGAGCUGGCUGUUACAGCAGACAGCCAGGCGGCGCUGAGGCUGAAUGUAAGACCAGGAUCGGUCCAGACGUCAGGUCCAGACGUCUACAGGAUGGACACAGAUCCUAGAGGAUACGUGUGUAUCCUAAGCUACAGUUCCUUCCAGGAGCGACCUGACCUGGUCCUUGAGGGGUCAAACUCAGACGUCAAGAACCUGUCAAACGUCUUCGGCAAAAUGGGUUACACUGGACACUCACAUUGUUCCUUGACAGCACAAGAGACCAAGCAAGUGUUGACCAGUGUCAGGGAGAUGCAGCUCCUGGACCGUGUGGGUUGUGCGGUUUUUAUUAUAUCAAGUCACGGCAUCGGUAACGAGAAGUUCCUAACAAGUGACAUGAGGGUUUUGAGCACUCAGUGGGUAUGUGAACUUUUUAAGGACUCAGAAUGCCCAGGGUUGAAAAAUAAACCCAAAUUAUUUAUCUUUGACUUUUGUUGUGGUUACUACAAGGAGGAGAAUGUUAGAAGAAACAAGAGAGUCAAGUAUACAAGAGUAGAGGAACCCCUACAUGACACAGUGUGUCUGUACUCAAGCAGUGGAAGUUUUACCUCGUACUCCUUUACUAAGGAAGGUACUGCCUUCAACACUGCUCUGUGUCGCACUCUGGCACAACACUCCCAUCAUCACGAACUUGCUGACUUGUACAGACAGUUACUCAAGGAGUGCACCAACAACUCUUACACAGGAUCACCACAGCUACAUAACUUCGGCUUCACCAAGAAAUUCUUCUUUAACCCAAUACAUUGAAAAACCCGUCAAAAAUUAUAUAGUUAUUACACUUCAGGUUGAUGACAUAGAUCUUCAUCAACCGUCAAACUGACUACUGAAUUAUGAUAAACUACUGAUGAUAUUGAAGACAGGACACAUGCAUACAGUACAAGUAUUUACUGAGGCACAGCAUUGCUCUGUUAGAGCUCCAUUAAGCUCUAACAGUGUGUGUGUGUGUUUUGUGUGUGUGUGUGUGUGUGUGUGUGUGUGUGUGUGUGUGUGUGUGUGUGUGUGUGUGUGUACUCACCUAGUUGAGGUUGCAGGGGUCGAGUCCAAGCUUCUGGUACUCACCUAUUUGUGGUUGCAGGGGUCGAGUCUUAGCUCCUGGCCCCUGGCUCCUGGUGUGUGUGUGUGUGUGUGUGUGUGUG